Paracoccidioides lutzii Pb01 is the source of this 273-nucleotide messenger RNA. RefSeq lists its product as hypothetical. The coding region runs from base 1 to 273 and encodes 90 amino acids. The record is from RefSeq and is a predicted model, not a curated record. The transcript has a single exon.
AUGAACAAGUCGUUACCAGUUGCUGACCCGUUUUCUCUCUUCCUUUCUGUUCCAGGGGGCCGCACGGCAUGGUCUAGCACCGUCACUAUCCAGGGGCGAACAUAUGUCGCGCGGUACUUUUAUGACGGCAAGAAUACAAACAAUGCCAAAGAAGACGCUGCAGAGGUCGCUCUUACUUUCCUACGCUCCCAAGGGAACCCACCGGCCACCACAUUCCCGGGGCAGUUGUAUGCACAGUACCAAACUGCCAAAUCCCUUCCGCGGUGGAAUUAG